GACUGGAUAAGGCAGAGAAGUAAACACAAACAGGAAUCAUAAUUCAGAGCAGAGCGCGCCAUGGAAGAGAAGCUCUCAUCCGUGGCGAAGAACUUUACCCCUUCUCCCAUACAAGAACUCUCUCAUCUGGCUCAGAGAUGUAACGCCAUCAACCUCGCCGAGGGAUUCCCGGACUUCCCCGCUCCUCUCCGAAUCAAAAACGCUGCUCUUUUGGCUGUCGAAUAUAAUCCUUCAUAUCACCCGCGCCUCACCUUUCUUCCCCAUUUCUGGUUUUCCUCUGCGGCCGGUAGAUCUGGUUUCUUCUCCGGCGAAGCUUGCUGUCGCUGUUCUUCCGUAGCGCCCCCUGUUGUCCGCUCCGCGCCGGUGCCGGUGAGUUCGCCCUUCUCUCGGUCAAUUGAUUGAUUUAUUUUUGCAUGUAUUUUCCUUGCAUUGGUUCGGCCUCUCCAGCUAGCGUCGACGACGUCGAUCGGCAGCUUGCAUUUUGGUUCAGCCUUACAUUUUGGUUUAGCCUCCAGCGUCUCUAAGCAACCACACCACGUGGAGGAGGUUUGCUGGAAGUUGCAGCGA
Rubroshorea leprosula is the source of this 567-nucleotide messenger RNA. The record is from the annotation of a GenBank genome assembly. Lineage: Eukaryota; Viridiplantae; Streptophyta; Magnoliopsida; Malvales; Dipterocarpaceae.